Rhododendron vialii is the source of this 1812-nucleotide messenger RNA. RefSeq names its product BES1/BZR1 homolog protein 4. The record is from RefSeq and is a predicted model, not a curated record. Gene Ontology annotation, molecular function: DNA-binding transcription factor activity. NCBI's taxonomy places the organism in Eukaryota, Viridiplantae, Streptophyta, Magnoliopsida, Ericales, Ericaceae. The transcript has 3 exons. Gene Ontology annotation, biological process: DNA-templated transcription; brassinosteroid mediated signaling pathway. The coding region runs from base 476 to 1450 and encodes 324 amino acids.
ACUCCGUCGAUUCUCAUAUCAUAGGAAAAAGAAGAAAGAACGCCUUUUUAACCCUUUGCCAUGUUUCACUCUCAGUUUCCAAACACGAUGAAUCCUCCGAUCAACGAAAGCCUUAUGGGAUCACUGAUUUCUCGAGACACUCCAAUUCAACCACCUCUGAUUUGAUUCUUCAGCAAAAAUUUCCAGCUGAAUUUCCUUCUGCUAGUUUUUUUUUUUUUGCUUCUCCAACUUGUUUGUUUGGCUCGGUUACGAGAGAAACCUUGAAUUUCUCUUUCUCUUAGCUGUUUCUUCGAACUUCCUUUCAUCAUUUUGUUAAAAAGAGAUACAGGGGAGUCUGAAGCAUAUUUGUUCAUCGAGUGUUUUCUUAGCACGGUUUGAGGAUCUACUGUGUUAGAGAGAGAGAGAGAGAGAGAGAGAGAGAGAGAGAGAGAGAGAGAGAGAGAGAGAGAGAGAGAGAGAGAGAGAGAGAGGGGAAAUGACGACGGGGGCGAGGCUGCCGUCGUGGAAGGAGAGAGAGAACAACAAGAAGAGGGAGAGGAGGAGGCGGGCGAUCGCGGCGAAGAUCUUUUCAGGGCUGAGGAUGUACGGGAACUACAAGCUUCCCAAGCACUGUGACAAUAACGAGGUUCUCAAAGCCCUCUGCGACGAGGCCGGCUGGGCCGUCGAAACCGACGGCACCACCUAUCGCAAGGGAUGCAAGCCUGUGGAACUCAUGGACAUGGUAGGUGGAUCUGCAUCAGCAAGCCCAUGUUCAUCUUACCAACCAAGUCCCGGUGCUUCAUACAACCCUAGCCCAGCCUCCUCUUCCUUUCCCAGUCCAGUGUCCUCUUACACCGUAAAUCCAAAUUUAGAUGGCAGUUCCCUCAUCCCUUGGCUCAAGAACCUCUCCUCCGCCUCUUCAUCCCCCUCUUCCUCCAAGCUUCCCUAUCUCCACGUCCAUGGUGGUGGUUCGAUCAGCGCCCCUGUCACCCCUCCGUUGAGCUCCCCAACUGCGAGAACCCCUCGAAUCCACACUGACCGGAAUGACUCUUGUGCCCUCAUGGGCUGGGGCAGCAGCUCUCACUACUCAUUGCUUCCUUCUUCUACCCCACCGAGCCCUGGCCGCCAAAUCCUUCACAAUUCCCAAUGGUUUUCUGGGAUUCGGGUCCCGCAUUCCGGGCCCAUGUCUCCGACAUUCAGCCUUGUCUCCUCAAACCCAUUUGGGGCUACACCGGGUGGUGGCUCCCGCAUGUGGACGCCUGGGCAAAGCGGGACCUGCUCUCCUGCCAUUCCGGCGGGAGCUGACCAUACUGCUGAUGUCCCAAUGCGUGAAGCGAUUUCGAUGUCGGAUGAAUUUGCUUUUGGAAGCAACACAACAGGGUUGGUGAAGCCGUGGGAAGGAGAGAGGAUUCAUGAGGACUGCGGUUCGGAUGAUCUUGAGCUUACUCUUGGGAGCUCAAAGACCAGGUGAAGAAAUGGUCAAGAGGAAAGAUGGAAGGUUUCCUAAUGUUGACUGUCAAGCUGAACUCUCUUGCCCAUCUUUUCUAUUUUAAAAUUAUACUAUGCAGUUCUUCGAGGCGUGGGGUGAUUAAUUUCUCAACUAUUUAAUCCUUCUUGGUAGACAUUUUAACUUGAAAUCUUUGAGAAACAGGAGAGGUUUGGCACACCCUUUUGAGUCCUCAUUUGCCUUGAAAGCAAUAUGCUAUUUGACAGUGUGAAUUGGACUGCAUUUCAAUGGUUUAAUUGGAAUUGGGAUAGGGUGGAUUCAUUGUACACACUUUGGCAUUAUACUGUGCUUUCUACUGAUAUAACUAUUGUCCAUUUUGGUCAUCA